Messenger RNA from Phoenix dactylifera (date palm), 1391 nucleotides. Its product is annotated as putative ribose-5-phosphate isomerase 2. The record is from RefSeq and is a predicted model, not a curated record. Gene Ontology annotation, biological process: pentose-phosphate shunt, non-oxidative branch. Gene Ontology annotation, molecular function: ribose-5-phosphate isomerase activity. Lineage: Eukaryota; Viridiplantae; Streptophyta; Magnoliopsida; Arecales; Arecaceae.
CUUUCCAUCCCGUUGUCUCGUCUUCUCCCCUCCCCCUCUCUCUUAUCGAAACCCUAACCAUAAUCCAAAUCCUAACCCCAAUUCUUUCUCUCCGAUUUAAUUAUAAAAACAAAACUUGAGGCAAAAAAAAAAAAAAAAGCAAGAGAAAAAAAAUCUCUACCUCUCCUUUGCCAAGAUUCCCCUUCGCACUUUCGCCGGUCUCAAAUCCAGAAAGUUUUGAGAUAAAAAUUUGUUCUUUUCUUUUGCUCUCCCCCUUCUAUAAGAAUGCACGCCGUCUGCUCUCAAACCCCAGACAUGGCCAUCCCCUUCCCCCACCUCCUUUACUCCGAGACGCCCCCCAUUCCGGCGCCCCUCGCCCCGCUAGUGGAGGCGACGACCGCCCCGACGCAGGAUGAUCUGAAGCGCAUCGCCGCUCACCGCGCCGUGGAGCUGGUGGAGUCCGGCAUGGUCCUUGGCCUCGGCACCGGCUCCACCGCUGCCCACGCCCUGGACCGCAUCGGCGAGCUUAUCCGCCGCGGCACCCUCCGCGACGUCGUCGGCAUCCCCACCUCCAAGAAGACCGAGGCCCACGCCGCCGCCGUCGGCAUCCCCCUCUCCGACCUCCAUGCCCACUCGGUCGUCGACCUGUCCAUCGACGGCGCCGACGAGGUCGACCCGUCGCUCAACCUCGUCAAGGGCCGCGGCGGCUCCCUCCUCCGCGAGAAGAUGAUCGAGGGCGCCAGCCGCCGCUUCGUCGUCAUCGUUGACGAGUCCAAGAUGGUCCCCCGCAUCGGCGGCAGCGGUCUCGCCGUCCCCGUCGAGGUCAUCCCCUUCUGCUGGGGCCACACCCUAAAUCGCCUUCGGAGCCUCUUCGACGGCGAGCCCGGCUUCGAUGCCAAGCUCCGACGGGCCGCCACCGCCGGCGACGGUGGGCAAGGCGACCCCUUUGUGACGGACAAUGGAAAUUUCAUUGUGGAUCUAUACUUCGAGAAUGGGAUCCAUGGCGAUCUGGAUCUGAUCAGCGAUAAGAUAUUGAGGAUCACCGGGGUGGUCGAGCACGGGAUGUUCCUUGGAAUGGCAUCGUCGGUGAUCAUCGCCGGCGAGGACGGCGUGACGGUGGUGGACAAGCGGGAGGUGAGGUGAGGCAGUUUGAUGACGCGAGGUAGAAAGAUUUGAUUUUUAGUCGACUAGAUUAGUAGAUGAUAUAUUGGUCUUCAAAAGGAAAUAAUGAUAGUUUCUCUUUUGAAUUGUCGAAGAAUUUCAUUGUAUCUGGGGGGAUUUCAUGCUGGGGAUGGCGAUCGUAUUGUUGUAGGGAGGGAAGAAGCUUAAAGCUUGAUUUGCCAUGAAUUUUUGUUGGGAAUUCAACAUAAUGGUGAUCUAGUAAAAUUUGGUGCGGUUCCCUUCUUCAUCUA